This is a messenger RNA of Alternaria hordeiaustralica, 2730 nucleotides long. RefSeq lists its product as uncharacterized. Gene Ontology annotation, molecular function: protein binding. The transcript is spliced from 3 exons. The record is from RefSeq and is a predicted model, not a curated record. The coding region runs from base 1 to 2730 and encodes 909 amino acids. NCBI's taxonomy places the organism in Eukaryota, Fungi, Ascomycota, Dothideomycetes, Pleosporales, Pleosporaceae.
AUGCCCGACAAAUCCUACACGCAACGCAUACCGAAGUGCGAGUGGAACUUGCACAAACCUACUAUUCAUCGCCUGUAUGUCCUAGAAGACUUGCCUCUCACAGCUUCAGGCGGGGUCAAAGACAUCAUGUCCACUGAGUACCAUUUCUCUGCAACGCCUUCGGAAACCCCCCUUGCAUCAAGUUUCGCAACACUGAUCAUGCCGGUUAUCUUGCGCUUACCAAAGCUCGGAUCACUCGGCACCAUGAUCUCGUUCGAAGACACCAGUGCCUUUGAGGCUAUAGUCAGGAACAUGUUACAUGAAGGCUCCUUUCAACUUGUACGCCAACAAAGCAUGGAUCGUCAAGUCAUGUACAUGAUCUUCCAUCGACUAGUCAACGACGGUCAUGCUGUUCAGGCGCUCGAUAGCCCCGAGACUAAGCUCGACCAUCUUUUCAAAACAGGGAUAACUUAUUGCCUCUCACUUGGAAACGAAGUUCUCAUGGACAUCAUCAAUGCCACUCCCUCUCCCUACAAUCUGGCAUUGAUACAGAACAUUUUCUCUGCAGCGCUGAUUCUGGGGAAUGGACCCGUCUUGGGUAUGAUCAUGAGCAUGGAUAGAGAGAGAUUUGUGGACCGCCCCGUCACCCUAGGAUAUGCUCAGUAUUACCCAUUGGAGUAUACAAGUCUCAAAGGAUACCUGCAAGCAACACAAGUCCUCCUCGAUUCCGGCGCUGAUCCCAAUCAGCAGAUCUAUGUUUCGGCCUCCGAUCUUUUGCUUGCAAAGGGCGCGAUGCCAGAUGAUGUUUGCUUGACCGGUGCUGUCAGAGGCAACGAUCUGAAAAUCCUUGUAGAGUUUCUGGAUCGUGGUCUAGACCCCAACGCCGAAGUUAUUGUACCCUACUGUGAGGACCCAUCUAGACGCCCAUUACAGCCCGAGACUUGUACUGCGUUAGGCGAAGCCAUUACGAAUCGAUCCAAGGGAGCGUUCGAGAUACUUCAAGCGCGGAGAUAUGUUUCUGAACUGGCCCAUCAAUCAGCUGGCUUUACUUACGCCUUCGUAGCAGCGUGUCAGGUUGGGGACAGCAGGCUUAUGAAUCUGCUGCUGCAAUUGCAAAGUUUUCCUAGCAGGCUUAAGAACAUAGAGAACGCUCUUGAAGCUGCCAUGGGAGAGAAUCAACAUCACAUUAUCGAACAGCUCCUAUCUCUGGGCAUCAGGCCGUCGCUGAGGUGCCUAUACAAAGCGAUUCAAAGCAGGCGACUAGAACCUGUGAAGCUGUUGACGAGUUGUAUGGAUAUAUACGGCAUCCUGAGAGAAAACAAUGGGCUUUACAGUAGGUAUGAUCCCGUUCUGGAUGCUCGAGACGAGGAGUACAACGACGCCAUACUCUUUGAAGUGUUGAGCUGGGGUGAUCAAAUCGCAAUUGACUGCGUACUUCGAAGUGGACACCCUGUCAAUGUGUGCAUGCGGCCAAAGUUCAAUGAGUUUCACGAUUGGAAACUAGACUUGCGACCACCUGGGCGUACUGAUUAUUGGAACAUAAUUCCCCUCAGCGCCGCUAUCGUGAAGCGGAACUCAGCAGCAGUAAAAGCAUUGAUGACAUACGGUGCACGACUUCUGCUACCACACCAGUUCAACUCACGACACACAUCGCACCAAGCUACCCCCAUUGAGUCACGGUGGUCAUAUGGCGAUGGGUGGACUCUGACACCACUUUCUGCCGCCGUUUUCACAGAUGAUCUCCCUUUACUGGAAGAGUUCCUGCGCCUGGGAGUGGACCCCUUCGACAAUAGCGCCCUUUUCGUAUGCAUCAUGCGCGACUUCGAAGAUGCCAUUACGUUGAUACUCUCCGCUUUCAGGGCACGAUACCCAGACGGGGUACAUUAUUUCGGCUCAGACGCACUCUACCAGGUCAUAAGACGCAAGAACAUGCAACUUCUUAGGAUUCUCGCCAUGGAUACCGAUAUCACAGGGCCCGUUGAAGAGGACUGGAGAACCACGCCUGACGGCCAUUGGCCGUUUCGACGAAGUGUAAAUUUCACGAGUCCACUUGCCGAAGCAUUCCGUCUUUUCUCCGAAAGCGAUGACACUGGCGAGGUUAUUGACGUUCUUCUGCCUCUGGUCAAAGACCACAACACUGUUGUACAUCAAGACGACAAAUUUGGUAACAUGACUAGUCUACUAUACGCAAUCUCUUUGGGCUCUUUGGAGAUCGUUCAGAGGUUACAACAGGCAGGCGCCAACAUAUCCUCACCAGCCGAAGUGAGUAUUACUCGAACACCACUGCAAGCGGCAGCACAGGCGGAAAGCAAGGAAAUCGUAGAGUACCUCCUAGGCCAGGGAGUCAGUCCGAACGAGCCUCCAGCAGUCCGAACCGGAGCGACUGCACUUCAGCUAGCCGCGAUCACAGGAAACAUCAGUAUCGCAACGGCCUUGCUCAAGGCAGGGGCCGAAAUCAACGCACCACCAGCAUUCUUCGACGGCAGAACGGCACUCGAAGGCGCCACGGAACAUGGCCGUGUUGAGAUGAUGAUCUUCCUCGUUGAUCAAGGCGCUGAUCUGCUUGCAAAUGGCAACGCGCAAUAUCAACGUGCUAUUGCGUUUGCAGAAGACAAUUUGCAGCACGCUGCGAAGGCGGUCGCAGACGAGCUUUACACAAAAGCUCUCGCUAGCCAAGGACCGAGCUUCAUUGACAUGGGUGGGGAACAGUGGGCGGGAUAUGAAACCCCAAACUUUGGGAGUUUGUUCUGA